Molecule: messenger RNA, 688 nt
Organism: Trifolium pratense (red clover)
Lineage: Eukaryota; Viridiplantae; Streptophyta; Magnoliopsida; Fabales; Fabaceae
Exons: 2
Coding region: 111-548 (145 amino acids)
Source: RefSeq, a predicted model, not a curated record
UAACUCAUUUUUGUGAAUACAAGGUCUCUGAAAAAGACUUUCGUAAAGGGUUCAAAAAUUGGUGCAAGAAGUAUGGCUGUAUCUUCUCCUCAGAGGGAGAGAAAGAGAACAUGUUCAAAUGGUUCUGUGACAACCAUCCCUACGGUCGCGAGUUUUAUUAUGGCGGUGCCCCCCCUAUCUCUCGCGAUGACCUCAUAGAUCACAUUCGCAAGUUUGGAGACAGUGGAUCUCAAGAAGCAAAGGAGGACUUGUUGGAAAAGUCAAGAAGUAUUGAACUUGAUCAAGAGGAGGAAGAGGUGUUCUACUCAAAUGAGCUUCCUUGGGAUGAACUCGAUGAAUAUCAUCUAAAGAAAUGUUGUUGUUCUGGCCGUUACAAUGGCAGCGAGGUGUUCUACUCAAAUAAGCUUUCUUGGGAUGAACACAAUGAAUAUCAGGAGAAACGUUCUCGGCCUUGCUGUUACAUUGGCAGCGACCGGCUACCUGACUUUGAACGCGGCACCUUGUUUCUAUAUAACAAUGGAGACCCUAUAAUAAUAAUGAAAGACUGAAUUAAAUGAUCAUUUUCUUGUUUUUUUCUUUCAUUUUCUGUCCUAUCUUAUUUUGGUGGCUUUAAUGUUAGAGCUAUGCAGUAAGAUAAGUAAUAUGCUACAUGUGGGAUAAAAUGAUUAUUAUGGUAGUAGUGACUGAU